AUGACUGAAGUGGAGACUCGUCAGAAGGACUUUUGGUCCACCGAGACCUACGAAGCAGUUGCUUCUUUUGUGCCGCAUUUCGCAGACACCCUAGUCCAGAGCAUAGACUUUAAACCUACCGAUCGAGUUUUGGAUAUCGGAUGUGGUGAUGGAAAAUUCACCACCUCUUUUUCUCCCGCAGUGAAAUAUGUGAUGGGAGUUGAUUCUUCUCCGGCGAUGAUAGAAGCCGCGAAAACGCAGAACUACGGCGGAGCAGUCACGGACUUCCGAGUUGUCGAUUGCCGGUACCUCAAUAAGGAGGCUGAUGUUGUGAAUGGUAACUGGGAUAAAGUGGCCUCUAAUGCUGCGCUGCACUGGGUUCUGAGAGAUCCAACCACCCGUGUCUCUACACUGGAGACAGUGUACCGCUCCCUGAAACCAGGCGGAACGUUUUUCUUCGAGAUGUGUGGAUUCGGAAAUGCACCUGAAAUGGUCACGUCGUACAUUUUCGCGCUUGUCAACCAUGGGAUUCCUGUCGAAAAGGUAGAAGCGAUGAUCCCCUGGUUCCAUCCUUCUGAUGACUACAUGAAGGGGUUGCUAGAAGACAUCGGCUUCCAGGUCAAGUUGAUAGAUCUGAAGCCUCAGCCUCUGAAGAUGAAUGCUGAGAUUAAUGGUGGGCUUGAAGGCUUUAUGCGGCUUCUUGGCGAGCCGUGGUUGGAUGCUCUCGAGACGGAAGAGCAGAAGAAGAGUGUCUUGACGCAGAUGUGUCGUAUGCUGCGACAUGGUACCACGAAGGAAGAUGGGAGUCAGUGGAUUACUUAUUAUAGCCUGAGAUGUGUGGCUGUGAAGCCUCUGUCGGGCUAA
Messenger RNA from Penicillium cataractarum, 843 nucleotides. RefSeq names its product class I SAM-dependent methyltransferase. NCBI's taxonomy places the organism in Eukaryota, Fungi, Ascomycota, Eurotiomycetes, Eurotiales, Aspergillaceae. The record is from RefSeq and is a predicted model, not a curated record. Gene Ontology annotation, molecular function: S-adenosylmethionine-dependent methyltransferase activity. The transcript is spliced from 3 exons. Bases 1 to 843 code for a protein of 280 amino acids.